GGAUGUGUUUGACCUGAAGAAAUACUCUGCUUCAGAGGAAGGUCUUCUAGGGCUGCUGCCAGUUGUCAACGCCUCCAACAAAGCUCUUCUGUGUGUCCCUAAACUCUCAGAGAGAGGCUAUGAAGCUCUGUCCUCAGUUCUCAGCUCCCGGUCCUCUAGUCUGAGAGAGCUGAACAUGAGUAUCAACACUCUGCAGGAUUCAGCACUGAAUCUUCUGUCUGCUUCAGUGAAGAGUCCAGAGUGUACACUGAAAACACUCAGACUGAGUCUCUGUAACUUGUCAGAGACGAGCUAUGAAGCCCUGUCUUCAGUUCUGAACUGCCAGUCCUCUAGUCUGAGAGAGCUGGACCUGAGUAACAACACUCUGCGGGAUUCAGCAGUGAAGCUUCUUUCAGCAGGACUGAGGAGUCCACACUGUAAACUGAAUAUGCUGAGACUAAGUCAUUGUCAGUUCUCAGAGAGAGGCUGCGAAGAUCUGUUCUCAGUCCUCAGUUCACAGUCCUCUAUUCUGAGAGAGCUGGACCUGAGUAACUCUGACCUGCAGGAUUCAGGCGUGAAGCUCCUGUCUGUUGGAUUGAAGAGUCAACAUUGUAAUAUGGAAACUCUCAG
Molecule: messenger RNA, 609 nt
Organism: Pundamilia nyererei
Lineage: Eukaryota; Metazoa; Chordata; Actinopteri; Cichliformes; Cichlidae
Product: ribonuclease inhibitor-like
Exons: 4
Molecular function (GO): protein binding
Source: RefSeq, a predicted model, not a curated record